AUGACGAGCUCGCUAGAGACUGCCUCGAGGGUGCCUGUGGUGAUAGCUGGAUACACCGUUCCUAUCGUCUGCAUGACACUAUGCACGGGUCUACGGCUUUUUGUGAAAGUCCGUGGUCCAACAGAGGACCGCUUUCAUGCAGAUGACUACCUAAUCACUCUAGCUACGGUGCUUUUGCCUCCCUAUCGCCUGGUUCCUGUGCAUACUGACGAUCUUUGUUGUCUUCGGUUAGAUGCUGGAGGUAACAUACAGUAUUAUCAUGCUGGUCGUCGGUAUGGGUUGCAUGCCCUCGGUGACUAUAUUGCUAGCCACCUCUAUAAUGUCGGUCUCGCAAGUGUCAAACUCGGGAUCCUCGCCUUAUACUACCGCAUAUUCGCAAUACAAUGGUUUCGCAGGACAGUAAUUGGCUGUGUCACAUUUGUCUGUCUGUGGAUUGCGACGAUUGAGAUCUUUAUGGGCCUGCUCUGUCGACCACUGGAGGCUUUCUGGGAUGCCAGUGUUAAAGGCCAUUGCUUCAACUCCAGCGCCCUGUCAUACUAUGUCAACACCUCCAACAUGAUCACCGACCUUGUCAUAUUUGCUCUCCCGAUAGGGGUGAUUGUGCGGCUCCGUACGACCCGAAGCAAUAAAAUUGCCCUCUGUAUCAUCUUCUCAAUUGGAUUCAUAACAUGCGGCAUAAGCGCUGCCCGUCUAGCCUUUGUCUUUGCGGAAAGCUCGUCCGACAUCACCUGGGACGGCGUCGACCUCGGUGUUCUAUCCGGCUUCGAAUCGCUCGGGGGCAUUCUCUGCGCCAACUUACCCAUCAUCUACCGCCUUUUCAGGCAAGCGGCGCAAAAGGUCACAAGCCGAACAGGAGGCAGCUCCUCCAUUCCCCACCUGCAAUACGGCCGCGAGUCCAAGAACUUCACCUCGCGGUCUCGCCCUCGCCGACACCGUCUUAGCGAAACGCUCAAUGAACAGUGGAUUCAAUUGCAGAACGGCAAUUCGUCGAAUGAUAGCCAUGUCUCUAGGGGACAGGAUUUCGCCGUGCAGAAGGUGGUGGACAUGGAGACGGGGAUGGAGGUUGUGCGGUUGAGUAAUGUGCCAAAUGCUAUCACAGUAAAGAGAGAGUUUCAUCAGACGGUGGAGGGUCGUCGGUGA
Molecule: messenger RNA, 1140 nt
Organism: Aspergillus niger
Lineage: Eukaryota; Fungi; Ascomycota; Eurotiomycetes; Eurotiales; Aspergillaceae
Exons: 4
Coding region: 1-1140 (379 amino acids)
Source: RefSeq, a predicted model, not a curated record